AUGGGGCGGGCCUGGGCGCCCGUGCUCGGCCGCCCGAGCGAGAAGUCGCUCGCGCGGGAGCCGAGCCGCGGCCUCGCGCGGGGCAAGUCCGUCGUGACGUUCGAGGUCGACCAGCCGGCCCUCGGCGACGACGGCGACGGCGACGAGGCGCCGGAGGCGAAGCGGUCCCUCUUCUGCCCGCGGCCCGGCUCGUCGCCGCGGCGCCGCGAGCUCGACGCGACGUCGCGCAACGACCUCCUCAACGCGUUCGCGAAGUUCAGCCCCGCGGGCGUCCACGCGGAGCUCACGGACCUCGGCGGCUCCGAGUCGAGCUUCCGGGCCAUGAGCCGCAAGUUCAUGCAGAAGACCUUCACGGAGCCGUCCGCGCGGUCCACGCGCGGCGCGCUCCUCUUCGUCGACAUCUCGGGAUUUACAAGAUUGUCGACGUCCCUGGGCAUCGAGGCCCUGAAGCGCCACAUCAACGCCAUCUACACGCGCGCCGUCGACAUCAUCGUCAAGCACGGCGGCGACGUGCUGAAGUUCGCCGGCGACGCCAUGCUCAUCACGUGGCUCGCGGCGAGCGACGGCGACGUCGCGCUGAACGGCGUCGUGGCCGCGGCGGCGAACUGCGCGCUGGCGUUGCAGGGCCCGGGGUCCGUGCACCACGUCAAGGAGGACGGCGUGGACGUGCACCUGUCCAUGCACUGCGCGUUGGGCGCCGGGAAGCUCACGGCCUACCGGCUCGGGGACCGGGACCGCUGGGAGUUCAUCGUCGCGGGCGAGCCGCUCGAGCAGAUCCGCGUCGCGGAGCCGUGCGCGUCCGCGGGGCAGACGUCGCUGUCGCCCGAGGUCUGGCGCCGCCUGGCGCGCAACGGCUUCUCCGGGGCGCCGAGCGACCUGGAGCCGUCCGUGUUCCUGCUGCACGGGCGGCUCCGCCAGUCGAUGACGUCGCUCAUGUUCCGCGGCAAGUCGAGCAGCGACGUCGGCGCGGCGCCGAAGCGGUCGGGCGAGCGGUCCAACUCCUACCGGUCGCCGCGCGGCGACGCCAUCGCGCGCGAGAUCCCGGACCUGAUCCAGCUCCAGCACAAGGCGCGGACGUCGUUCCGGCUCCGGCUCCGCGCGCACGCGGAGGUAUUGAAGUGCUUCACGGUGCCCGCGGUCCAGGAGAUCUACGAGUCCCUGGGCUCCGCCGGCGAGCUCCAGCGCGAGCGCAAGGACUCGAGCUCGCGGCGCGCGCCCGAGGACCAUUUGGCGGAGCAGCGCCAGGUGACGACGGUGUUCAUCAACGUCGUCGGCCUCGGCGACGCGCUCAUGGACGGCGAGCUCGACAAGGUCCAGGACUGCUUCAUGACGGUCCAGCUCUGCGUGCGGGACCGCGGCGGCAUGCUGCGCCAGUUCAUCGUCGACGACAAGGGCGUCGUCGCCAUCGCGUUCUUCGGGGUUCGAGGGUCGUCGUUCGAGGACAACGAGUACCGCGCGGUGCGCUUCACGCUCGCCGUCGUCCGCGCGCUGAAGCGCCUCGACGUCGACGCCUACUGCGGCAUCACGGUCGGCAAGGGCUUCUGCGGCCUCGUGGGCGCGCCGAACCGGUGCGAGUACGCGGUCAUGGGGCCGACGGUGAACCUCGCCGCGCGGUUGAUGGCCGCGGCCUCCAAAAAGCAGUCGGAGCCCAUCUUCGUCGACGAGCGCGUGUCGCGGGCCGCGCGCCAGUCCCAGUCGACGCGCCACGUCUUCACGGCCAUGGAGCCCAUCAAGGCCAAGGGCUUCGCGGAGCCCGUCAAGGUCUUCGCGCUCGCCGAGUCGGAGCGCGACCGGGGCCGCGUGACCGCGAGCGCGGCCCACGAGGCCCAGGUGCCCUUCACGGGCCGCGAGAAGCUGCUGGCGUCCAUCGACGGCAUCGUCGAGGCCGCCGCGCGCGAGGACGAGUCCGCGUCGCCGCAGCCGGACUCGCCGGGGAGCCCGCGGAGCCCGCUGUCGCCGAAGCGGCUGCUCGAGACCAUGGGCCAGUCGACGCGCAAGCUCGUGGCGACGACGUCGUCGGCGUCGGCGGGCGCGCUCUUCCCGGGCCGCGCGUCGUCGCCGUCGGGCUCGAGCCGGUCGCUGAAGGCGUCGGCGACGCCGUCGCCCCGGACGUCGCCGUCGCUGCGGCUGCGGUCCCUGAGCGGCCCGCCCAAGUCCGACGACCCGGAGAGCGUCGUCCGCCUCGUCUGCGUCGACGGCGAGAGCGGGUUGGGCAAGAGCCGGCUCCUGAGGGAGAUCGCGGAGAAGCACGGCGGCGCGUGGGACGUCGUGGAAGCGUCCGCGGACGCGGUGACGCUCCAGCGGCCCUUCGCCAUCUGGAUCAACGUGAUCCGCAGCCUCGUCUACGCGCGCCACGGCGGCCGGAGCCCGCGGGCCGCCGACGUCGUCCGCGCGCUCGGCCGCGCGGACGCGCGGUCGGGCAACGCCGCGGAAGACGCGAGUUUGCGGACGCGCCACUCCGAGGACGCGAACCCGAAGCCGUCGCCGUCGCGGGCCCUGUCGACGAAGCUCCGCAAGGCCAGCGGCGCGUUGGCGGGGGCCGGCGACGACGACAAGCACUCGCUGAGCCGCUUCAUCCGCGAGCGGAUGACGAAGUCCCAAGUCGCGGCCUACGGCGACCGCCUCGCGUUCCUCGACGGCGACGGCAUGGACUCGCCGGAGUGGACGGCGCUGAACAAGAGCUUCAAGCUGGAGAUCCUCGCCGCGGCCAUCGCGGCGCUCGUGGCCGCGCCGAGCCGCCGCGCGGCGACGCGGCGGACUUUGCUGCUGAUCGACAACGGCCACUGGCUCGACUUCCCGUCCUGGGAGCUGCUCGAGGAAUUGGUUACGAAGAAGCAGAGCCACGUCGGGCCGGCCCAGGUCGUCGUCGUGCUCACGAAGCGCGGCGGCGUCAAGCUGAGCGCGCCGAACGUCUGGGACAAUCUGAUGGCGACGUACACGACGACGACGCUCUCGCUGGACCCGCUCGGCGCGGCGGCGUCCUGCAAGCUGCUCUGCGCCGCUUUAGACAUCCCGGGCCACUCCGUGACGCCGGGCACGGUCGACAACGUGCUCCGCAAGUGCGCGGGCAUCCCCGUGCUCAUCUUAGCGCUCGUCGAGUCCAUCGAGAAGCACGUGAAGCAGGCCGAGGCGGGCAUCGAGGACACGGUGCUCGAGGGCGAGACGCUGAGCUCCGAGAUGUCCGAGGAGACGCUGGCCGUCGUCAAGUCGGCGCUCCAGAAGGUGCCCUGCUUCAUCAAUCUGGACGACGAGGCCAAGUUCAAGCACGUCGCGUCCCGCAUGGUCCGCAUCGACUGCGCGCCGGGCAAGACGCUCAUCACCAAGGGCGAGAAGGGGUCGACGAUCUACGUGCUCGAGAGCGGGGCCAUGGAGUGCGUCGUCGACGGCGUCAAGGUCUCGGAGGUGUCCGCGGGCGACGUCAUCGGCGAGCGCGCCAUGCUCACGAACAGCGCGCGGACCGCGACGGUGUCCGCGGCGACGGACACGGUGCUCUGGUCCCUGGAGCGGCGCGACGCGCGCUUCCUGGUCAAGGAGGCGGACUACGUCUGGCGGCGCGUGCUCGCGCUCGAGAGCCUGUCCAUCCCGACGCGCGGCGACUCGUCGUUCAUGAUGCCGAGCUCCAUGGCGGGCAUCAUCACGAACCGGUUAGAUACGCUCUCGCUGAACGCGACGACGGUGGUCAAGCUCGCGUCGGCCUUCGGCCCCGUCUUCCACGAGGAGGCCCUGCGGACCUGCUUCCCGGGCCCCAAGCGGUCCAAGUCCGCGGACGCGAUCGCGGAGCUCGUCGCCGCGGCGCUCAUCCAGCCCCAGGACCCGCCCCUCGGCAACGAGACGCUGUUGAAGCCCUCUUUACCGAACCAGCGGCGGUCCUGGGCCGUCGACAGCGCGUCGCCCAAGGCGUCGGACGCGCCCGGCGAGGACGAGAAGGAGCGCGACGAGUGCGACUCGGAGAACGGCGCCGCGUCGUCGAGCGGGCUCUACCGCUUCAAGAACCAGCAGAUCGCCGAGGUCAUCUACAGCGUGGUCCUCGACGAGCAGAAGCGCGAGUACCACCGGCGCAUCGCCGAGUUCUUCGAGGACUGCCUCGCGCUCGUCGAGGGCACGCGGACGACGCACACGCGGCCCGAGACGAAGCCCGCGCUCCUGAGCGUCAUCACGGCGCUCCACCUCGGCCGCAGCGACCUGCACCUCCUGCUGGCGGACCACUACACGCGGUCCAAGUCCAACGAGGACAAGGCCAUGGCCUACAGUCUCGUCGCCGCGAAGGGCGCGACGACGCUCGGCUUGUACCGCGAGGCCGAGCAGCUCUACCGGCGCGUCGCGUCCCAGAAGGUCGCGCGGAAGACGGCGCUGAGCCCCAAGGAGAUCAAGAUCACGGAGAGCGCGCGGCUCCAGUCCUACAUCGAGCUCGCGGAGCUCUACGCGCGCUUCGAGAUGGAGCCGCGGCCGCGCGAGGACGCGGAGGCGUCGCCGCUCGGCGAGUCGUCGAUCGCGCUGCUGAGCCACGCGCUGGCGAUCCUGGGCGUGGACCACGAGGCGCUGGGCGAGGACGGCUUCGCGAGCCUGCUCGCGUCGAACGACCGCGAGGAGCACCUGAGCCAGAGCGAGAAGAAGCUUUUGGCGCGCGCGCUGUCGCAGCUCGGCUGGUGCCACGUGCGCGCGGGCACGGCGCUGGACCACCAGUUCGCCCUGCAGCUCACGGAGAGCUGCUUCGCGCACUCCAUCCGCCUGUCCAAGGUCGCGGGCGACAAGCUCGCGGCCGCGGACGCGCUCAACGGCUUCGGCACGUUCUACCAGCUCUGCGCGUCCCAGGUCGGCGAGCUCCACGCGACGCUCGGCGACACGAUCCGCCCGUCGCCGGCGCCCGCGGGGCGGCGCCUCGCGCGGUCCGCGAGCCAGGGCGAGAUACCGCCGGCCGUGGUCGCCGCGGCCAAGGCCGACGAGCCGCCGUCGACGCCCGGCGCGCCGGCGAGCUCCCUCUUCAAGCGCCUCACGCACUCGGCGCCCAGGAAGGGCGCGGACCACGACGACGAGCCACCGCCGCGCGCGCCCGGCGACGGCAAGAAAUCGGCGAACCGGUACAAGCGGACGAACACGGACGCGACGCCGGAGAACCUCAAGCCGCCGACGCCGCCGGGCGAGCACCGGAGCCUGCUCCGCUUCAGCCGGCUGCUCCUGCUGAGCCGGCCGGACCUCUGGUCCAUCGCCGAGGACAAGCUCAUGGAGUCCUACGACAUCCGCGAGAGCUCGUGCGUCGAGGGCAAGCCGAGCCUCGACGUCGCCCAGGUCUGCGUCACGCUCGGGUCGCUGCAGAUGGACAUGUCGAAGAUCGACGCCGCGCGCGCGUACUACGCCCUCGCGCUCCACAUGUACGAGAGCGAGCUCGGCCCGCUGCACCCGCGGACGGCGCACGCGCUCGCGGGCCUCGCGCGCAUCGCGCGGAACCAGGGCACGAAGCUCAUCACGGACCCGACGCCGACGACGCGGCGCGCGGGCGCGCUGAUCCUGGACGAGGCCAUCGACUACCAGGCGCGCGCCGUCAAGGCGCGGUCCGCGCUGGGCCAGCGCCACGGCACCUACCAGGCCUCCGUCGCCGAGCUCCGCGCCAUGGAGCUCCAGCGCGACGCGCUCCACCUCACGGAGCCCGCGCCGCGCUCCGCGGACAGCCCCUACCAGCCCGGCCGGGCCCAGCGCCGCAAAUCCCUCUAA
Aureococcus anophagefferens is the source of this 5709-nucleotide messenger RNA. RefSeq lists its product as hypothetical. Gene Ontology annotation, cellular component: cytoplasm. NCBI's taxonomy places the organism in Eukaryota, Pelagophyceae, Pelagomonadales, Pelagomonadaceae. The transcript is spliced from 3 exons. The coding region runs from base 1 to 5709 and encodes 1902 amino acids. Gene Ontology annotation, molecular function: adenylate cyclase activity; protein binding. Gene Ontology annotation, biological process: cyclic nucleotide biosynthetic process; intracellular signal transduction. The record is from RefSeq and is a predicted model, not a curated record.